GCAAAGAGAAACCAGCAGCAACAAUGGCGAGAGCAGAAGAAGACAACUGGAGCGAGGCAGUGGAAGAUCUUGUAACAUCAGGAGACACCGACGCAGCCAUAUCUGUACUGGAAUCCGUAAUCUCCAAUUUGGAAAACAAAGGCUUGCCCGAUUCAGGUCCUCCUGAGUUGGCUUCUGCUCUUUCCGAUCUUGCAGAACUCUACUCCUCCAAAGGCUUCUCCCUCAAAGCAGACGACCUUCAGUCUCGCGCUUCCCUCAUCAAGCUUCGUCACUCUUCCUCUUCCACUUCUGGUGUUGCGACAGAGAAGCAGAGCUCGAUGCCCGGAAAGCAUUCAACAGAUGGACAUCUUGAAAAAUCAACGAAAUCGCAGGAUUCUUCUGCUUGCAAUGGGGCUUCGGAUGAUGAUUGGGAAGCUAUUGCAGACCGCACACCUGACGAAUUACUCUCUUCACAAUCUUUGCCCGGAGUAUCAAAACUUUCUUUGGAAGAUACCAAAGUUCAAGCCCCUAAGCGGCGUGGAAGAGGAACAUUUGCAUACAAGAAACAUGAACUUUACAGUGAUCAAUUAUCUAGUAAGAUAGUAGUUGAUAAUGAUAGCUUGGAGGAAGAAAGUGAGUGCCAUAAUUUAGAAGGCGGUGAAGAAACAAGAAACUCAAAAUAUGGUACACGACACAUUCUUGUUUUAGCUGGCUUUCCACCAAGUACUAGAACAAUGGAGUUAGAGAAUCUUUUUAAGGACUUCAGAGAUCAUGGAGUUGUUAUUCGCUGGGUCAAUGAUACGGUCGCACUUGCAGUUUUCCAAACACCAGCGAUCGCACUUGAAGCUCGUAAUCAUAUUCAAUGUUCUAUGACAGUUCGAGUGCUUAAUGAGGAUGAUACCCUUUUAAGCUCAAUUUCACCAAAAGAUCUGGAGCCUCCUCGGCAAAGGCCAAAAACAUCAGCAAGAACUGCCCAGAGGCUCAUUGCACAUGGAAUGGGACUGAAAUUACCUUCAACUGCCUUCGGGUCCCGAGACUUGAAGGAACAGGAAAAUGAUCGAAGGAGCCGCAUAGUCACGAGGCAAAAAUUGAAAGAUGAUGCUUGGGGUGGGGAUGAACAGUGACAUUCUUUUUGCUAAUAUUAUUGUUUCUUACUCCAUUUUCUUUUUGUUCAAGUUGCCCUUUGUAUGCGAUAUCGGCACGUAAAGUUUGUCAUUCAACUUGCUGAUUCAACAGUUGAUUUCCUGUGCAUUUAGCUAAAGUAUUAAUGAGGGCCCGGACCUUACUCGUGUAGUCCUAUAGAUCACUUCUGUCUACGAGUGCUACACAAUUUUUUCUUCCUAAUUGUGCGAGCAUGACAAAAAUGAAAAGUUAAGUUUACAUUACAUGUAGCUGUCAUCUUUGAGCAUUGAAAUUUAAACUCAUUGUA
Messenger RNA from Fragaria vesca subsp. vesca, 1408 nucleotides. RefSeq lists its product as uncharacterized. Gene Ontology annotation, molecular function: nucleic acid binding. The record is from RefSeq and is a predicted model, not a curated record. NCBI's taxonomy places the organism in Eukaryota, Viridiplantae, Streptophyta, Magnoliopsida, Rosales, Rosaceae. Bases 24 to 1103 code for a protein of 359 amino acids. The transcript has 7 exons.